GUUUCGUCCAAUCUCACCGCUUCACCAGUCUCUGUUCUUUAUACCAGCAACAAUGGAGCCACACGCCGAUAAAUCCAAGAAGCGCAAGAGAAAGCAUGCGAAGGCAACUGAUGCAACUGCAGAUACGCCGGUCGCUGCCUCCCCAAUCGUGACUGAAAAAGUCCGUCCUUCUACAAAAGAACCACGAGAAAAAAGCAAGAAGAGGCGGAAAACAUCACAUAGCAGUGACGAUGAGGAUGAAGAUACACUCAAUGUGCCGGAGGAAGAAGCGGCCGACGAUGCCGUCGACGAAGAGCUGGACAAUCAGGAUGCACCAGCCACCACUCAAACCGCUUCAGAAAACGAUUCUCUAAGCCAUGACGAUGAAGCCGACGACGACACUGCCGGCCCCAAACUCGAAGAAAUAGUAGAUACAACGAACGGCACCCAUCUACUCACAACGACAACAGACCUCCCCACCGAAAGUGCUCCCUCGCUUCCUGGCACUGACAGCCAACCCCAAAAGUUCACCGACCUCAAGCUCUCCGAACGCACCAUGAAAGCCCUGGCCGAAAUGAAAUUCGAGAACAUGACUGAGAUCCAACGACGGGGCAUCCCUCCGCUACUUGCAGGCCGGGACGUCCUGGGCGCCGCCAAAACCGGCUCCGGCAAGACUCUAGCCUUCCUCAUCCCGGCCGUCGAAAUGCUGCACGCCCUGCGCUUCAAGCCACGCAACGGCACCGGCGUGAUCGUCGUCUCGCCCACACGAGAACUCGCGCUCCAAAUCUUCGGUGUGGCAAGGGACCUAAUGCAAUUCCACAGCCAAACUUUCGGAAUUGUCAUCGGCGGCGCCAACCGCAGCGCCGAAGCCGAUAAAUUGACCAAGGGUGUCAAUCUAAUCAUCGCCACCCCAGGCCGUCUCCUUGACCACCUCCAAAACACACCGGGGUUCGUGUACAAGAAUGUCAAAGCCCUCGUGAUCGAUGAAGCAGAUCGCAUCCUCGAAGUCGGAUUCGAAGACGAAAUGCGAAAGAUCGUCCAGAUCCUGCCCAAAGAGAAUCGCCAGACAAUGCUCUUCUCCGCGACACAGACCACAAAAGUCGAGGAUUUGGCCCGAAUCUCCCUGAGGCCUGGACCACUGUAUAUCAACGUGGACCACAAGAAGGAGCACAGUACAGUCGAGGGUCUGGAGCAAGGCUACGUGAUCUGCGAGAGCGACAAGCGCUUUUUGCUGUUGUUCAGCUUCCUCAAGCGCAAUCUCAAGAAGAAAGUUAUUGUGUUUAUGUCAAGCUGCAAUUGCGUGAAAUACCACGCCGAACUGCUCAACUACAUCGAUUUGCCGGUCCUCGAGUUGCACGGAAACCUCAAACAGCAGAAACGCACGAACACGUUUUUCGAGUUCUGCAAUGCGAAGGUCGGGACGAUGGUGUGCACAGAUGUCGCUGCCAGAGGACUCGAUAUUCCCGCUGUGGAUUGGAUCGUCCAGUUCGACCCGCCUGAUGAUCCGAGAGAUUAUAUUCAUCGUGUGGGACGGACGGCGAGAGGUGCCAACGGCAAAGGAAGGAGUCUGAUGUUCUUGCAGCCCAGUGAAGUCGGGUUCUUGAGUCAUCUCAAGGAGGCGAGGGUGCCGGUUGUGGAGUUCGAUUUCCCGGCGAAGAAGUUGCUCAAUAUCCAGAGUCAACUGGAGAAAUUGAUCACGCAGAACUAUUAUUUGAACAAGUCCGCAAAGGAUGGGUACAGAUCGUACCUGCAGGCCUACGCGUCUCACAGUCUACGUUCUGUGUUCGAUGUGAACAAGCUUGAUCUGGUCAAGGUGGCUAAGAGUUUUGGUUUCGCAACGCCACCGAGGGUAGAUAUUCAACUAGGAGCGAGCAUGCAGCGAGACAAGAAACAAGGAGGACGAAGAAGUUAUGGCAGCCAACCGAAGCAGAAUGGGCAUGGGAAUAAGUUUAGGAGGUAGAAUGACCGCAAGUAAUUACUGUAGCGCCAUUGUAAAGACUGCCUAUCUAUCAAUGGGCAUCCCUCAGCCCCUGAAUAAAGUCUUUGGUCAUCUGUCGG
This is a messenger RNA of Exophiala viscosa, 2037 nucleotides long. RefSeq names its product ATP-dependent RNA helicase HAS1. Gene Ontology annotation, molecular function: ATP binding; RNA helicase activity; nucleic acid binding. The transcript is spliced from 2 exons. Lineage: Eukaryota; Fungi; Ascomycota; Eurotiomycetes; Chaetothyriales; Herpotrichiellaceae. Gene Ontology annotation, biological process: maturation of LSU-rRNA from tricistronic rRNA transcript (SSU-rRNA, 5.8S rRNA, LSU-rRNA). Gene Ontology annotation, cellular component: nucleolus. The record is from RefSeq and is a predicted model, not a curated record. Bases 53 to 1939 code for a protein of 628 amino acids.